CCCCGGGAGGCUGGGCGGCACCGCGUGCCAGGAACUUUGGGCACCUCCUCUUGGGACCCUCCAGUUGGCCUUCAGGCAGAACGGUGGUCUCCCCGUCUCCAGCUCUGCGGACGCCGUUGGGCAGAGCCCAGCUUGGGGACCGAGUGUGCUGGGAGCUGCCUCCACCUGGUACAAAAGCCAGCGGUGGAGUGGCCGCUGCUAUUUUUAAGUUGCCGAACGGAACCGCUGGGGAUGAUAAGGGGACGAGAUAGAGGUUAGGCUGAGAGAGGGCCGGGUGAGGUCCAGCCAGCCUGGGCAGGCGCUGGAUGUGCCAAGUGGGGGUAGUCUGGGCUACCUGGGCACCCCUCUCCUCCCAGGCUGGCCUCGCCAUCCCAGGCCUCCUCACUACAGGUGCUGGCCUUGUGCCCCACGGUGCCUGUCUGCUGAUGUGCCUAGUUGGUGCCCACCAUGCCGCCCUACAUCUCGGCCUUCCAGGCCGCCUACAUUGGCAUCGAGGUGCUCAUUGCCCUGGUCUCUGUGCCCGGGAACGUGCUGGUGAUUUGGGCUGUGAAAGUGAACCAGGCGCUGAGAGAUGCUACGUUCUACUUCAUCGUGUCGCUGGCGGUGGCUGAUGUGGCGGUGGGGGCCCUGGUCAUCCCCCUGGCCAUCCUUAUCAACGUCGGGCCACAGACGUACUUCUAUACCUGCCUCAUGGUGGCCUGUCCCGUCCUCAUCCUCACCCAGAGCUCCAUCCUGGCCCUGCUGGCAAUUGCAGUGGACCGCUACCUCCGUGUCAAGAUCCCCCUCCGGUACAAGACGGUGGUGACCCAGCGGAGGGCUGCCGUGGCCAUCGCGGGCUGCUGGAUUCUCUCCCUUGUCGUGGGCCUCACGCCCAUGUUUGGCUGGAACAACCUUGAUAAGGUAGAGCGGGACUGGGCGGCCAACGGCAGUGAGGGGGAGCCCGUGAUCAAGUGCGAGUUCGAGAAGGUCAUCAGUAUGGAGUACAUGGUCUACUUCAACUUCUUCGUCUGGGUGCUGCCGCCGCUGCUCCUCAUGGUCCUCAUCUACCUGGAGGUCUUCUACCUGAUCAGGAAGCAGCUCAACAGGAAGGUGUCGGCUUCUUCCGGCGACCCCCAGAAGUACUACGGGAAGGAGCUGAAGAUUGCCAAGUCGCUGGCCCUCAUCCUCUUCCUCUUCGCCCUCAGCUGGCUGCCGCUGCACAUUUUGAACUGCAUCACCCUCUUCUGUCCCAGCUGCCGCAAGCCCAGCAUCCUCAUCUACAUCGCCAUCUUCCUCACACACGGGAACUCGGCCAUGAACCCCAUCGUCUACGCUUUCCGUAUCCACAAGUUCCGGGUCACCUUCCUAAAGAUCUGGAACGACCACUUCCGCUGCCGGCCCAAGCCCCCCAUGGACGAUGACGACCUCCCCGAGGAGAAGGCGGAUGACUAGACGGUCUCCUGCGCCCACCAGCCCACAUCCAGGGGCUCUCCGCCCAGCCCUCACGUCCCUUUAUUCCCACUGCUCUUCCUGAGCCUUCCCUAGCUGGGCUGUAGGGCAUGAUGGGCAUUUGAGAAGUUCCGAAAAGAUGCCACGGGGCAGGGGCCGCUCAACUAGAAGCCAACUGCCCUGCACCUUGGAGAGCUGUAGGAGGCUUAGAGGGCAGGCCCCGGGGAAAGAAUAGGGUGCACUGAGGUGACAGAGGGAUCUUGAGCACCCCCUGCUGGGCUGUCCUCUAGAAGUCCAGCACUUUCAGGCCGGGCAGGUCUUGGGGGUCCUGCGUGGCUGUGGAGGAGCCAGCCAUGCUGGGAGAAGAUGCUCAGGCUCCCACAGCCAGACAGGGGAGCCUGCUAGAGGAGAGGAGGAAACCCCCUCAAAGGGAUGGAGAGAAAUGGGGGAUGUCCUGGUUUUGGUUUUUUAAGAGAAAGUGGUUGAGGCUAGGAAGCAAGGAGCCUCUAUUGCCUCUUCCAAGGACUGGUUAUGCAGGCACUAUGAUACCUGCCCUCAUUGCCACGGUUACCCCAGGGUUAUACUGUGAGAGGCAAAAGAAAAAUAUGGGGGUCCCAAGAUCGUUUCUCACAUUCGCUUUAUUCACCACCAGCUAGUUGGGGCCCUUGGAGCCCUAUGGAAUGAGCAUGGUUGUGGGAGGUGCUGGCCGUCCCAAAACAGCCACCAGGGGGCAGCACCAAGCCCUCUGUCUUGUCCAGGGCUUCUGGGGAGCCUCCAAUGUUAUUUCUUGUCACCUGGGACCCCCCCAAAAACAUCACCAACUCUCAGUGACAGACCUGGACUCUCCUGGGUGGCACCAUCUCCGCUGCUGGGCAGAUGGAAAGGAGAGAUCCGCAGGCACACCAGCCCUUAGGAACAUUCAGCCAACUUGGGGAGGAUGGUGAGGGAACAUCAAGAGAGUCAGGCUGACUGUGGGUAUUAUGGUGUGGGAUGAGGCAGGUUGGACCAGGCCAAGGGAGACCACGCUCCAGAGCAUGGGGGCAUUGCCUCGCUGGUAUUUAGAUAUCCCAAAUGCCCUGCAGGGGAUUUAGCUCAAUUUUCAGAGGCUUUAUUAGAAGCUAUGUUGCCAAUGGAGUCCAGGUCUUGAGGAAUCUGGCUUAGAGUGAGUACAUCUAUGGUGAGCCUGGAUCCUCCGUGUGGAAGGCAGACGGCAGGGUGGGGCUCUCCAGCUGAUGGGGGCUGAGUGAGAACACUGAUUCCAGGCCUUGAUUCCAGACUUUUCCCUUUAUAAGCAGUGGGGUGUCCCAAGGGCUCCCAAGGGAGGCCCACACUACUAAUAAAAGACUGAACAGUCUUGGGGAGUGCACUAGUGACCCCACCCCCAUUACUGUCAGAGGGCAACUAGACAGCCUCAGCCGAGAAGACACAAGGGAAUGGGGCCUGGGAGAGAGGGAUGUGGAGGUAGUUCCAACAAGGAAGGUUCCAGAGAGGUUAUGUCUGUUGCUAUAGUGACACCCUUGGGACAGCAAACCCUGAAUCAGAUCCAGGCCAUUCACAAGUCUGGAAAAUGUCCUGUUGUCACUGUGAGACCCUUUCUGCUGGCGCCUUCCCGGAGGUGGCACAAACGCCUCCUUCAUAGUGACACAACCUCCCUGUGCAUGGUGACGCUUGCUGCCACAGAAGCCCCACACUGGAACACCACACACCUUUAUUUGAGUGCUGUGCACCCAGCGCACAAUUCUGCAAGGGGCGCCAGUCUCUCUGCCAUCCAGACCCCUUGUACACACGAGGCCCACGCCUGGGUUCUGAACUCUGGUCCCUGGUGAAGGGAGGCCAGCAGGUGCCAGGGGCAGUUCCAUCAGCCACUCCUCUGGAAAUGCAGGUCUUGGGGCAUUUGUGCAGCUGUAAGUGGGCCUGAGGGAUUAAACCUGGAAGAGACCAUGCUCUGAAUCGUCGUGUGACCGCUCAGCCACAUGCCAAAAGCGAUACCGAGGAGCGAGGCGAGUCGCCACCUUCAUUCCCCACUCUUUUGCAGGCCCGGGGCCCAGUGCUGAGCUCAGCCCGCUGGUGUUCAGAAACCUCCUGGUUUAUCCAGAGUGUCAGAAACGCAAAGGGAGGGAGACCGCGCAGGGUCCUUGUCUACAUUCCUAAUGAGAAACAGGUCCACCGAGAAUAUCCGUGCUUCAAGUCCGAGCUAGGACUAGACCCACGUCCUGUGAACGCCUACUGCAUCUCCCCUUAUAGGCUUCCCCCGCAUGCCUUGGCCCCAGAACAUCUUUAUGUGACGCCAUGUGCAUGCUAGUUGCCUGUGACUGCAAAAUUGGACCCAGAGCUGUCUACUGCCUUUCCUUCCUGCCACCCUUCAUUCUCUGCUCCUAGCCAACUCUCUGCUCUGGUGCUGCCCCCAAAAGCAAAAGAGGAAGUGGGUUCGGCCACUAACCUGUCUCCUCAUCCCCGGCUCUUCAGUGUGUGGCCGAAGCUGGAAGAGAGCCUGUAGGUUAGAGCUUGCGGGAAGAAGGGAGAGAAUAGCGAGGCUCAAGGUCCAGUCACUCCCCCCAAGGCCAGCCUCUCUUCUCACCACCUCCUUGUCUCCUGCAUUAAUUCUCAACUCUCCGCUUUAUCUAGUACAGCUCCAAAGACAGGGUUUUAUCUAUCUGCCACCCAUGGCAAGGCCCUAGGGAGCAAACAUCCUUAGACUCCCACCUUUGACCUCCAGCCGGCAAUCCACAGAGGCCUCCCCUAACACGUUGAUGGCUUUGCAGGUGUAGACCCCGGCAUCAAAAGGGCUGGUCUUCCGAAUCUCCAGAGUGCAGAUCCCUUGCUCAGACAUAGCACGGUACUUGGGGUCUCCCUGGAUGUUCAUCUUAUUUUUCAUCCAGAUGAUCUUGGGCUGGAGGCAUGGACAGGAAAUGAUGUGGCCGGGAACUAGCUCUCAAGGGCUGUCCUCAACCCGGCUGUCGCCACCUAUCCUUACCAGCCCACAGCCUCUCACCUUGGGUGAUGCUCGGACACUGCAGAAUAGCUGAGUGCUAUAGCCAGGGGUGGAGGUGUGGUCAGCCAGGGGCUGGGUGAACGAGGGGGCUUCGGAGAAGUCUCGCUCUGUAAACUCUCUAGGCUUGGCGGUAAUUUCUAGGUUCAGGGGAGAAUUUGAAGUUACAGAAGACUCACCUCAACCUCCAGCUUUGGGAAGCCCUGCCUGGCCAACGUGUGGAAACUUGGAGAAUGUCAGAGCCAAGGACUGCCAAGCAGAGCUGGGGCAGGGUGAGGGGUGAGCAGAGAGAAGCAUGGGCAGGAACAUGAGAGCCACAAGAGCAAUGUGGCAGACAGUGAAGAGACCAUGUGAGACCUCACUGGCUGGCUUUUCUUUUUCUUUCUUUUUUUUUUUUCCUCAAAGAAAAUGUUCUUAACUUGUGCUACUCAGGGUGAUGUUAAAGAAGAGUGUGGCUUCCGGACCCCAUGUGGACCAUGGGAGAGGGAGGGCCCGAGACAGGCGAGGAGCAGGGAGGAAGCCUGGCAUUUUAAAAAAAGGGUCAGGUGUCUGCUGGAGACAGUAAAUACCACAUCUCUCUCA
Molecule: messenger RNA, 4999 nt
Organism: Jaculus jaculus (lesser Egyptian jerboa)
Lineage: Eukaryota; Metazoa; Chordata; Mammalia; Rodentia; Dipodidae
Gene: Adora1
Product: adenosine A1 receptor
Exons: 2
Coding region: 448-1431 (327 amino acids)
Biological process (GO): G protein-coupled adenosine receptor signaling pathway
Cellular component (GO): synapse; membrane; dendrite
Molecular function (GO): G protein-coupled adenosine receptor activity
Source: RefSeq, a predicted model, not a curated record